AUGCAAAGCAACGGCAAGCCGUGCCACAACUGUCGGCGAAGACGUCUUCGCUGCGACCGUUCUUGGCCAACUUGUCACAAGUGCGCUGCGUCCGGUCAGGAGUGUCUUGGCUAUGGGAAGAUCUUCACCUGGACCCAGGGGAUCGAUGGGAAUGGUGUGAUACAGUCUUCACAAGCUGGUCGCCGCGCGAAUGCGUCCGCGACUUCGUCCACAUCCACCACGCCAAACCCUCCGCAAGGCUUCGUAGCAUUUCAACCGCCAACAAUCGCGCCUGUCCAGCAGUCUCCGAAACACAAUGGACAGUCUCCGGUGCAGACGCAGAUGCAUCAGUUUCUGCCGUCGAGGCCGUUUCCUGUGGACAACACGCCACCUUUGACGCCCAAGCCAACGUUUGCGAGUAGACCGAUGGCUGGCACUUCCAUGGCUUUGACGGAUCCCCUAUUUCAGGAUCUGGAUAGGGAUUCCAGGUAUUAUCUGUCUCACUUUGCCGAUCGUGUAUGCCAGGACCUUGUGGCCCGCGAUCAGCCGAACAACAACCCCUUCCGCGAGCUCCUGCCCCUGACAAAGCAACAUCCAGUCCUGCUUCAGAUCCUCAUCGCGACAUCUGCGCUCCACUGGUCAAACAUCUUCCGACCUGUCACAGAUAUCCCGAGUGAGCUUACCGACCCUGGUGGCUAUCUCGCACAGCUGCGGUCAACUGACCUCGUGUCUCGCAAGGCGCUCAUCGAUGCGCUCACGGCCAAGCAGCGGGCCAUGGGCCAUCUACGUGAGGUUCUCGACACCCUGGACCCCGCUGGGAACGAAGUGGUCCUGGCUUCCUUGCAUUUCUUCAUCAAGUUUGAUCUGAUGGAUCUGGAAGAGUCUGGGAAUGGCGGGUGGCGUACGCACCUGGAAGGCGCCUCCAGCAUCAUGGCGCUGCUUUCGAAAGAUUCCAUGUCGGCGUCGUCCAGCCGGAUGCUGCGCGACACUGUGAUUGCCGAUUGCUUCAUCUAUCACAUCCUCGGUUCCACGAUUUCAGGUGGCAGUUUGGCGACCCGCAUCGCUCGAUAUGCUCUCGAGAUCUUGCCCAUUAUGAAACGAGUCGAGGUCAUCACCUACCUGUCAUGUCCGCCCGAGAUUCUGCAGAUCAUCCUGCUGGCAUCCCAGUUAUCGUACAACGAGAGUGUGCCUGCGACAACAGACUGGAAUUUACCGGCAGCUGGCGAGGCACUCUCCCUCAUCGAUCAGCUUCUCGAGUUCGACAUUAAUGCCUGGGCAGCGGCCCUCGAGGCUUUGCCCAAUGUGACCGACAUUGAGAGCCGCGUGCACAUUGCGAGUGCCCACCGCUCGGCAGCGUGUCUCUACAUCAUACAGGCCCUGCCUCUCGUCCGAUCGGUCCGAUCGGUCGACGCCAACUUUUUGGUGGAAGAUAUCUUGUCGCAUCUGGCCGAGAUGCCCGAGGAUGACCCUUACUUCAAAGCGACCAGCUGGCCACUCUUGUUUGCAGGUGCGGAGACGAGAGAUCCGGAGAAGAGGACGUGGAUUCUGAAGAGGCUCAUGUCUAUCUGGUCACGGUUUCGCUGGGGCUAUAUUUUCACGGCGAUCGAGAUGCUCAAAGCGACCUGGCAUUUGCAGGACGCAUCGCCUCAAUCCGAGAAUGUGAACUGGCUGAGGGAUCUCAAGGGGCUGGGUUUCAACAUGCUCGUUGUCUAG
This is a messenger RNA of Emericellopsis cladophorae, 1692 nucleotides long. Its product is annotated as Acriflavine sensitivity control protein-like protein. Gene Ontology annotation, cellular component: nucleus. The coding region runs from base 1 to 1692 and encodes 563 amino acids. Gene Ontology annotation, molecular function: zinc ion binding; transcription cis-regulatory region binding; DNA-binding transcription factor activity, RNA polymerase II-specific. The transcript is spliced from 3 exons. NCBI's taxonomy places the organism in Eukaryota, Fungi, Ascomycota, Sordariomycetes, Hypocreales, Bionectriaceae. The record is from RefSeq and is a predicted model, not a curated record. Gene Ontology annotation, biological process: positive regulation of transcription by RNA polymerase II.